This is a messenger RNA of Caenorhabditis remanei, 564 nucleotides long. RefSeq lists its product as uncharacterized. The record is from RefSeq and is a predicted model, not a curated record. Gene Ontology annotation, cellular component: cytoplasm. Bases 1 to 564 code for a protein of 187 amino acids. The transcript has 3 exons. Gene Ontology annotation, molecular function: RNA binding. NCBI's taxonomy places the organism in Eukaryota, Metazoa, Nematoda, Chromadorea, Rhabditida, Rhabditidae.
AUGACAACGACAUCAACGGGAGUCUCACUUCGUGAGCAAAGUCCUCAGGACGUCGACGGGCACGAAGAGGCACGUCUCAAUGCGGAUUCGGAUGACGGGUCACACGGAUCACAGGAUCCUGGGAAGAUGUUCAUCGGGGGAUUGAGUUGGCAGACUACGGCAGAAAACCUCCGCGACUAUUUCGGACGAUUCGGUGAGGUGAACGAGUGUAUGGUGAUGCGAGAUCCGGCGACAAAGCGAGCUCGCGGAUUCGGAUUCAUCACUUUCGUCGAUCCGUCCAGUGUUGAUAAGGUGCUGAAUGCGCGGGAACACGAGCUCGAUGGCAAAAAAAUCGACCCAAAGGUUGCGUUCCCGAAAAGAACACAAGCCAAGGUUGGUGAGGAAAAAGAACACAGGGAUAACCGCAAUUCACAGAAUGAGUAUCAUUCGAAUCAUGAUGAGUUCAUGAGUAAUUUGAUGAAAAUGAUGAACGAGAUGACCGCAACUGAAGAACAGGUCAUGUACUACGAACAGUCACAGCCACGCCCACCGCGAAACCGAAACGAGUACAGAUCCAAGGUUUAG